AGGUACUACAAAAUGGUCUACAAAGCCGCUUUUAUGUUAUUAGUGCUUCCUUUAGCACAUUGCAGAAUCUACGAUAAAUGUACUUUGGCAAAAGAAUUACGUGACGUUUACAAAUUCCCUCGUAAAGAAAUUCCAACUUGGAUUUGUAUUGUCCAACAUGAAUCACAUUUUAAUACUACUGCUAUAAACACCCAAUCCCAUGAUAAUGGCCUGUUUCAGAUUUCUCAAAUAUAUUGGUGCGAUCCACCAUCACAUCCUGAAGGGUGUCAUGUAACUUGUGACAAGUUAAGAGAUGAUGAUAUUCACGACGAUGUUAAAUGUGUAAGAAAAGUAUUCAACGAAUUCAAGAGAACCAACGGUAAUGGUUUUAAAGCUUGGACGACCUAUGACCAAUAUUGCAGUGGAAGUAAUGACUGGAUUAUUAAAGAAUGUAAUUUAUAAAAACGUGCGUACCACUUAUGGACAAAUAAAAAUAAUAAAAAUUUACUGUUGAGAA
Molecule: messenger RNA, 496 nt
Organism: Diabrotica balteata
Lineage: Eukaryota; Metazoa; Arthropoda; Insecta; Coleoptera; Chrysomelidae
Source: the annotation of a GenBank genome assembly